Molecule: messenger RNA, 1194 nt
Organism: Salvia miltiorrhiza (redroot sage)
Lineage: Eukaryota; Viridiplantae; Streptophyta; Magnoliopsida; Lamiales; Lamiaceae
Exons: 2
Coding region: 1-1194 (397 amino acids)
Source: RefSeq, a predicted model, not a curated record
AUGGCCUCCAGUUCUAAUAUUGGUGCUUCAAAUUCUAGCGAUGAUGAAGCAUGGGAACAAAGUGUUGCCGAACAUAAUCGCCAACUUGAUCGCAUCAUUGAGAAUGUGGUAAUCCAGGCCGCUAGUCUAUCUGUACAACCUACCAAUCAUGCCGUUAGAGCAAGGAGGCGGUAUAUUGAAAGAAGACGUGAGAUAGGUCAUGAAGGUGUGUUCGAGCAGUACUUUUCAGAAGAUCCAAUCUAUCCCCUAGAAUAUUUUCGAACAAGGUUUCGCAUGCGAAAGCCUUUGUUCGAACGUAUAAUGAACAAGCUUGUCGCCACCGAUAGAUAUUUUCAACAACACCCUGAUGCAGCUGGCCGUGUUGGUAUGUCUCCAAUUCAAAAAUGUACUGCAGCCAUGAGGGUGUUGGCAUAUGGCACUUCAGCCGAUUUGCAUGACGAAUACUUACGAAUGAGCGCCCAAGUCAUUCGUAAAUCAAUCAUCAAAUUUGUUGAAGGUGUCAUUUCCAAUUUCGGAGCUGAGUACCUCAGAAAGCCAACUGAAGAAGAUAUGGCAGCUCUUCUUCAUAUCGGAGAACGGCGAGGGUUCCCAGGCAUGAUGGGCAGUAUUGACUGUUCAAGAAAUGAUAUUAAUGUACUUGAUCAAUCGCCUGUUUUUGAUGAUAUCUUGGAAGGUCGAGCACCUAAGGUCAAUUAUAUCGUUAAUGGUCGCGAAAGGAAUAUGGGAUAUUAUCUCACUGAUGGUAUAUAUCCUCAAUGGGCGGCAUUUAUCAAAUCUAUUCCUGCUCCACAACUUCGAAAGCAUCAGUUGUUUGCUCAACAUCAAGAGGCUGCACGAAAAGAUGUUGAGCGAGCAUUUGGAGUUUUACAAGCGCGUUUUGCUUUUAUUAAGCGGCCAUGUCUUAUUUGGGAUCGUGAUAUUAUGGGAAAAAUAAUGAUUGCUUGCAUCAUCAUGCAUAAUAUGAUAGUGGAAGAUGAAAGAAGCAAUUACCUUAACUAUCAUGAUCCUACAGAAUUCAUCGAAGAUCGACUAAGACAGAUUGCUCGUCGAACUGAAGAUGGAGAGGAAACUAAUGAUUUCGUAUACUCUACGAAUAGGAUUGCAAGCCUAGCGAGCUAUAUGAGAACUAGGUCCCAACUUCGCAAUAGAGAAGAUCACAGCUCUCUAUUACAUGACUUGAUUGAGCAUAUAUGA